AUGAAGUUAUUAUCUGAAAUGGAAAGUGAUCGUUUAGAAUCAAAUAUUACUAUUUAUUUAUGUCUUAUAAAAGCUUUGGCUAAGCUUGGCAUGUUAGAAAAAGCUGAAUCAUUUGUUCAAAAAAUUCCAACUUCUUUUCUUACUGAUCAUCGAAUUCAAAAUGCAUUGAUUCACAUGUGGGGGAAAGUUGGUUCUGUCGAUGAAGCAAAACGAAUAUUUGAAAAAAUAUCGCAACCGGAUCACAUUGCAUGGACAACGAUGAUUAAUUCUUAUGGUUUAAAUGGAAUGGGCAUUGAAGCAAUGAAGCUUUUUCAUCAAAUGCCUAAAGAAUUUAUCAAUGAUUUAACAUAUACUUGUGUUUUAAAUUCAUGUUCACAUUCAGGACUUAUUGAUGAAGCUCGUUCAAUCUUCAAUAGUAUUGAAGCGAAAACAGUCAUAACAGUUACAACAAUGAUCGAUUGUCUCAGUCGUGCAGCCGCUUUUGAAGAAGCACAACAAUUGAUUAAACAAUUUGAACAUAAUCAUGCACCUGCACUACCCAUCUAUAUGGCAUUAUUAUCAGGUGCUCGCAAUGAGAAAAAUAGUAAAUUAGCACAGCAAGUUGUUGAUCGUAUGCAGAAGCUUUUUCCUGACUUGAAAAGCUCAUUGUUACCAGCUUCGAUUCUGUUGGCUAAUGUUUAUGCAUCAUCAGGUGACAUUGAAAAAGCAACAGAUAUUAAAAUUGAAUUGCAUAAAUCAGGUGGUAAGAAACAAAUUGGUAUAACAAUGACUGAUAUCGAUGGAAAACUCUGGAAAUUUCGAGCGCAUGAUCAAUCACAUCCUUACUCUGCCGAAAUCUAUGAGCAAGUUGAUCGAAUGUCAAAAGAAGUUAUUAAACAUGGGCAUAAGUACGAUGCAAGUUGGAUUGUAAGGCCGAUGUACGCUGAUGAAACAAUUGAAACGCUUCUUUGUGGGCACAGUGAACGACUUGCUAUGGUCGCUCAUUUCAUUCAUCAUCGAAAGCCCAAACGCAUUCAACUGACGAAAAAUCUUCGCAUUUGUGGUGAUUGUCAUCGAGUAACUAAAUUAGUUGCUUUGAUUUACCAAUGUGAAAUAGUUGUUCGUGACGCAAAUCGAAUACAUCAUUUUCAUCUGAAUGGACAAUGCUCAUGCCAAGACUAUUUUUAA
This is a messenger RNA of Rotaria socialis, 1167 nucleotides long. Lineage: Eukaryota; Metazoa; Rotifera; Eurotatoria; Philodinida; Philodinidae. The record is from the annotation of a GenBank genome assembly.